Pleuronectes platessa (European plaice) is the source of this 855-nucleotide messenger RNA. It is a transcript of the gene arpc3, whose product is annotated as actin related protein 2/3 complex, subunit 3. Gene Ontology annotation, cellular component: cytoskeleton; Arp2/3 protein complex. The coding region runs from base 127 to 663 and encodes 178 amino acids. Gene Ontology annotation, biological process: regulation of actin filament polymerization; Arp2/3 complex-mediated actin nucleation. Gene Ontology annotation, molecular function: actin filament binding. Lineage: Eukaryota; Metazoa; Chordata; Actinopteri; Pleuronectiformes; Pleuronectidae. The transcript is spliced from 7 exons. The record is from RefSeq and is a predicted model, not a curated record.
GCGCCCCCAUGCGGCCGCUCCCCCUCACGACACGUGUCCACUUCCUGUAAGCUGAAGGGUGGGACAGGCGGAAGCAGCGUCCUAUUUCUCUGGCUGAGCAGUUGGACUGAUAGAUCAUCACUCAACAUGCCGGCGUAUCACUCCCAGCUGAUGGUCCCCGACACCAGGAUGGUGGGGAACAUGGCUCUGCUCCCACUCAAAACCCAGUUCAAGGGACCAGCCCGAGGGGACGGCGUAGAGUCGGACAUCAUCGACGAGGCCAUCUACUACUUCAAAGCCAAUGUUUUCUUUAAGAACUAUGAAAUCAAGAACGAGGCCGACAGGACGCUGAUAUACGUCACGCUCUACAUCUCCGAGUGCCUGAAGAGGCUACAGAAGUGCAGCUCCAGGGGUCAGGGAGAGAAGGAGAUGUACACUCUGGGCAUCACUAACUUUCCCAUUCCUGGAGAACCCGGAUUCCCUCUUAAUGCUAUGUAUCUAAAACCUACAAACAAGCAGGAGGAAGAGACCAUGAGGGCGUACCUGCAGCAGAUCCGCCAGGAGACCGGCUUACGGCUGUGUGAUCGCGUGUUUGACCCCCAGACAGACAAACCCAGCAAGUGGUGGGUGUGUUUCGUCAAGAAGCAGUUCAUGAACAAAAGUCUCUCCGCUCCUGGACAGUGAGCAAACUCAGGAUCUGCAGCUUCUGCAACAUGGGUGGAUUUUUUUCUGGGGUGGGGUGGGGGGUGGUGAAAGGGGUUUAUGUUGCUUAAAAAAAAAGAUUUUAUACUCAUUGAGUUCAAGGAUGUGUCUUUGUCUGGAUGUUGAUCAUAUUGAGCUGGUGCUUAAUUCAUUAAAUCACAGAUUGGAAAGUAA